AUGUCUUCCAAGUCGCAAUUGACUUAUGCUGCUCGAGCCAGCAAGCACCUCAAUCCUCUGGCAAAGCGACUCUUUGAGAUUGCCGAAGCAAAGAAGACGAACGUCACCGUCUCCGCUGAUGUGACGACUACCAGAGAGCUCCUGGACCUCGCCGAUCGUCUCGGUCCCUACAUUGCCGUCAUCAAGACACACAUCGAUAUCCUCUCCGAUUUCAGCAUCGAUACUAUCAACGGCCUGAAUGUGCUGGCUAAGAAGCACAACUUCCUGAUCUUCGAGGACCGCAAAUUCAUCGAUAUCGGCAAUACCGUCCAGAAGCAAUACCACGGCGGUGCUCUGAGAAUCUCCGAAUGGGCCCACAUUAUCAACUGCAGCGUUCUGCCCGGCGAGGGUAUCGUCGAGGCUCUGGCCCAGACCGCAUCCGCGCAAGACUUCCCCUACGGUCCUGAGAGAGGACUCUUGAUCCUGGCAGAGAUGACCUCCAAGGGAUCGCUGGCUACUGGCGAAUAUACCAAGGCGUCAGUUGACUACGCCCGCAAAUACAAGAACUUCGUCAUGGGAUUCGUGUCGACGCGGGCCCUGACGGAUGUGCAGUCGGAUGUAUCUUCGGCCUCGGAGGAGGAAGAUUUCGUGGUCUUCACAACGGGUGUGAACCUCUCCUCCAAGGGAGAUAAGCUUGGACAGCAAUACCAGACUCCUGAAUCGGCCAUUGGACGAGGCGCUGACUUUAUCAUCGCCGGUCGAGGGAUCUAUGCUGCUUCCGACCCUGUUGAGGCCGCGCAGCGGUACCAGAAGGAGGGCUGGGAAGCUUAUAUGGCCAGAGUGGGGGGCAAGUCAUGA
Messenger RNA from Aspergillus thermomutatus, 837 nucleotides. RefSeq names its product orotidine-5'-phosphate decarboxylase pyrG (gene pyrG). The record is from RefSeq and is a predicted model, not a curated record. Gene Ontology annotation, molecular function: orotidine-5'-phosphate decarboxylase activity. Gene Ontology annotation, cellular component: cytosol. Gene Ontology annotation, biological process: 'de novo' UMP biosynthetic process; 'de novo' pyrimidine nucleobase biosynthetic process. The transcript has 2 exons. NCBI's taxonomy places the organism in Eukaryota, Fungi, Ascomycota, Eurotiomycetes, Eurotiales, Aspergillaceae. Bases 1 to 837 code for a protein of 278 amino acids.